GCCCGCCCUCAGGGGCGCCGCCGCCACCGCGUGUGGGAUAUCGCCCCGCCACCGCCACAUAAAUAUAUAUAUAUAUAUUUUAUCUGCGAUAUCUGUAAAAUAUAAGCGUCUAUAGAGUAUAUACCAGGGAGCCCCUGAUUUUAAAAGAAAUGUUAAUAUAAGUAUCUCUCAGAGAUUUAUUAUUCUUUUUUUUCUCUCCCCCGCCACCCUUCAGAAAAUCGACCGGCCGCCGCUCUGCAGGAUUUGGGCUAAAUCCAAAGCGAACAAAAAAAAAAAAAAAAAAAAAAAAAGGGCACGCGGGUUUUUUUUAGGACCCUGUAGGUUUUAGGACCUUGAGGAGGGUUUUUUUUUUUUGCCUCAGAGCUGACGGGAAAAGAGCUCGGCGUGUGAAUUGUGGUGUCGUAUCAGUUUUGGCGUCGUAUCCGAUCCCUGCUGCUCCAGGAGGCUGAACUUUCGGAGGGGGUGUGCGUGUGGUUUUUUUUUUUUUUACUAUUAUUAUUAUCAGGCUUGUCCAACCCCCUUUCAGCUUCUCGGUGUGCUUUCCCCCCCCAUCCUCCCGUCGCACCCACCCCCUGCCCCACGCCGUGUCUGCAGGCCGCAGAUUUAACCAGGCUUUUCAAUAAGACUUCCGUGUGUUGCCCCCAAAAUUAAAUAUUUAUAAGAAGCUUGACUUAUAGAAAUCCCAAGAGGAAAAAAGCAAGCAAACAAACAAACAAACGAAACCAAGAACCCUUUAGUCCGCGGUGGGAGUGAGUGGUGAGGGGAAGAUGAACACGGCAGCCAGCAGUUACCCCAUGGCAUCGCUGUACGUGGGGGACCUGCACCCCGACAUCACCGAGGCCAUGCUCUAUGAGAAGUUCAGCCCCGCUGGCCCCGUGCUCUCCAUUCGGGUCUGCAGGGACAUGAUCACCCGCCGGUCCCUCGGCUAUGCCUAUGUCAACUUCCAGCAGCCAGCAGAUGCUGAGCGAGCUCUAGAUACCAUGAAUUUUGAUGUGAUCAAAGGAAAACCCAUUCGCAUCAUGUGGUCUCAGAGGGACCCUUCCUUGAGGAAGUCAGGGGUUGGGAAUGUCUUCAUUAAGAAUCUGGACAAAUCCAUUGAUAACAAGGCACUUUAUGACACGUUCUCAGCGUUUGGAAACAUUUUGUCCUGCAAGGUGGUGUGUGAUGAGAAUGGCUCUAAGGGCUACGCUUUUGUGCACUUUGAGACGCAGGAUGCUGCAGAUAGAGCCAUCGAGAAGAUGAACGGCAUGCUGCUCAACGACCGCAAAGUAUUUGUUGGCAGAUUCAAGUCUCGUAAGGAGCGGGAGGCUGAGUUGGGAGCCAAGGCAAAAGAAUUCACCAAUGUUUAUAUUAAAAACUUUGGGGAUGACAUGGAUGAUGAAAGACUGAAGGAGCUCUUUGGCAAAUAUGGUAAAACACUGAGUGUUAAAGUGAUGACAGACCCCACUGGAAAAUCCAAAGGCUUUGGCUUUGUAAGCUUUGAAAAGCAUGAAGAAGCUAACAAGGCAGUGGAAGAAAUGAACGGGAAGGAUAUCAAUGGGAAAAUGCUGUUUGUGGGCCGAGCACAGAAGAAGGCUGAGCGCCAGGCAGAGCUGAAGAGGAGGUUUGAACAGCUAAAACAGGAGAGACUCAGCCGGUACCAGGGUGUUAACCUGUACAUUAAAAACCUAGAUGACACUAUAGAUGAUGAAAAACUGAGGAAGGAGUUCUCACCUUUUGGGUCAAUAACGAGUGCCAAGGUGAUGCUGGAAGAUGGACGGAGCAAAGGGUUUGGCUUUGUCUGCUUUUCCUCUCCAGAGGAAGCCACGAAAGCCGUGACAGAGAUGAACGGGCGGAUUGUGGGCUCCAAGCCAUUGUAUGUGGCACUGGCACAGAGGAAAGAGGAGAGGAAGGCCCAUCUCACGAACCAGUACAUGCAGCGCAUCGCUGGGAUGAGAGCCUUGCCUGCCAACACGAUCAUUAACCAGUUCCAGCCUGCUGCUGGGGGGUAUUUCAUGCCUGCUGUGCCCCAGGCUCAGAGCAGACCCACUUACUAUGCACCCAACCAAAUGACCCAGAUGAGACCCAACCCACGCUGGCAGCAAGGAGGAAGACCUCAAGGCUUCCAGGGAAUGCCAAAUGCCAUGCGCCAGUCGGGACCCCGGCCAGCCCUGCGCCAUCUGGCCCCUGCCAAUGCUCCGGCCUCCCGUGGCCUCCCAGCUGCUGCCCAGCGAGUUGGUGUUGGCACAGCAGCACAGAAUUUGGCUCCCCGUCCACCCGUAGCUGCCCCUGCUCCCAGAGCUGUCCCUCCUUACAAAUAUGCCUCAAGUGUCCGCAGCCCACACCCAGGUGUCCAACCUCUGCAGGCACCUCAGCCCGCAGUACACGUGCAGGGCCAGGAACCACUGACAGCCUCCAUGCUGGCUGCUGCCCCUCCCCAGGAGCAGAAACAGAUGCUGGGAGAACGUUUGUUCCCUCUGAUCCAAGCUAUGCACCCCAGCCUCGCUGGGAAGAUCACAGGAAUGCUGCUAGAGAUUGACAACUCCGAGCUGCUGCACAUGCUGGAGUCUCCAGAGUCGCUCCGGUCCAAGGUGGAGGAGGCCGUGGCCGUGUUGCAGGCUCACCAAGCCAAGAAAGAAGCUGCCCAGAAGGUGGGUGUGGUUGCUGCUACCUCUUGAACCAGGAUGACUGGAUACAAAGAAGCCAAAUAGCCCCUUCCUAGACAUCAGCUCAAGAUGUUUGAAGAUCCUUCACUGUCCUGCAGAUCUCAAUGCCAUGCAUCAUAUCACAUAGUUAUAUUGCAUUUUGUAAAUUAAUCUUCAAGAUCUUAUUUAAAUAAGCCAGCUCUGAAGCUUGAGGUUUCCAAAACCAGAAUGGGGGUUGCAAGCUUUUCCUUUGUCAGAACAGAGCUACCCCUUGUGUCUUCUAAGGAGGACGUUGAGGAUUUUAGGCUGGAAGUAUUUUUGUGGGUUUGUGUUUAAUUGAACAAUCCAGUUUGGAAAGUUUGGGAAACAUUUAUCAAUAAAGGAGUAAACUUGCACUGUG
Messenger RNA from Myiozetetes cayanensis, 3024 nucleotides. It is a transcript of the gene PABPC4, whose product is annotated as poly(A) binding protein cytoplasmic 4. Bases 768 to 2657 code for a protein of 629 amino acids. Gene Ontology annotation, cellular component: cytosol; ribonucleoprotein complex; nucleus. The record is from RefSeq and is a predicted model, not a curated record. Lineage: Eukaryota; Metazoa; Chordata; Aves; Passeriformes; Tyrannidae. Gene Ontology annotation, molecular function: poly(A) binding; mRNA 3'-UTR binding; poly(U) RNA binding. The transcript is spliced from 15 exons.